Dissoconium aciculare CBS 342.82 is the source of this 1719-nucleotide messenger RNA. RefSeq lists its product as uncharacterized. The record is from RefSeq and is a predicted model, not a curated record. The coding region runs from base 1 to 1719 and encodes 572 amino acids. Lineage: Eukaryota; Fungi; Ascomycota; Dothideomycetes; Mycosphaerellales; Dissoconiaceae. The transcript is spliced from 2 exons. Gene Ontology annotation, cellular component: nucleus. Gene Ontology annotation, molecular function: protein binding.
AUGUCUCAGCUGGGCCUAAGUACCAAAGAGCAUCUCUUGCGCGUGCGUACAACAUUCGAUCUGCUCAAAAGGGAACCCUAUUGUAGCCCAGUCCACAUAUAUCUGGCGACCCAAUAUGCUCGCUUGGGGUAUCCUGAUCUCGCGGCUGGGUCUGCCUACAAGGCCCUCCUCCUGAAAGAUGCAAUUGACGAGCCGUCCGAAGAAUAUCAUGAUCAGGCCAAUGAGGCAAUGCAAUCUAUCGUGGAGUCGCAGCCGGACGAGGAGCGGAAACGAUUGCAGGACUGGCAGGCCAAUUCAGAGUCGCGGGACGAGGAUGGUCUUCGUGAGCAGGUCGCCGACAUGAGUGAAGUUCAGCUGUGGAUGUACAUGCACUAUGCCCCAAUAAUGUAUGCCAUAUUGACCGAGAGCCUGAUACUGUGCGGCUGCCUGCGCACGGCGGAUACCUACAUUAAGCAAGCUCGACGGUCCUAUCCAGAUCGGGUCGACUUCCGCGACAUACAAGAAAGAUUGCUGACGACGGCGGAGCAGAGGAUGUCUUUGCCGCGCGAAGAGAUCCUGAACGUCACUGCAGAGUGGCCUGAUCGCGGGUUUGUCCGACGGGAGCAAUAUCCUUGGAACGAGUAUGAGCCUAGUCGACUACAGGACGUGGACACUCUGAACGUUUGGAUGCAAGCAGUGUCUAGCGUCCUCGAGGUCCGUGUGGUGGAGCUGCCUGUCCUCUCUGGAGGUAAGGCCACAUCAAUAUUCCAGCUCGGCGUGUUUGCCAAAGAGGACCUUGCACCAGGCCAAGUUGUGCUGCAGGAGAAAUCUCUUCUGACUGCGAACAACAAGCUCCAAGACACGCUCUGCGAUGCAUGUAGCUCUGAUCUGCCCGAACUUGGGAGCGAAGCCGCCGAAGCCGUGGUAGCUUGUCCGGACUGCGAAGUCAUCUUCUGUAGUCAGUGGUGUUUUGACAAUGCCUUGGAGCUCUAUCAUUCAGCUCUCUGCGACAAAGACGUCGAAGCCAUCGCCAAGGACGUCCCGCCCGCAGAAGCUGCCGACUCGCUUUACUCGCUCCUGCUGCUGCGCGUUCUGGCCAUGGCAGAGACACAAGAGUGCCAUCCAUUGAGCCUACGCGAGGUCCGAUAUAUCUGGGGCGACUUCACGAACAUCUCGAUUGGACCCGACCUGCAGCAGACACUCACCAAUUCCGACAGCGAAGGGAACGCAAGUGUGUCCCGCCCGAAGACGCUUCCGUUCAGCUUUGAGCACAACAUCCGCCUGCCCUUCCACAUGCUUGAGAAGAUGGACGUGGACAUCUUUCAACAGGUCACGUAUGAUGUGUGGACAUUCAAUACGCUAUACGCGAAGUUCCGCGGCACCGCCUCGGCGCGGCUCUCUGGCACGGGCGGACGGGCAAUCCGAGGACCAGAGGUAAGUGCAGUGCAUCCCAUGUGGUGCUUGGCCAAUCACAGCUGCGAGCCAAAUGUGACAUGGGACUGGGGCGGCGAGGUCAAAUUUUCAACUCGUGACGUACCCAUUCGCAGCCGUCGUUCAGACGGCGAGGAGCGAAUCUCGACUUUGGGCGUCAAGAAGGGGGAAGAGAUUCUCAACCACUACUGCGACAUUGACCUGCCGGUCCGCGAGAGAAGAGAGUGGGCAUCAGGUGCUCUCGGAGGUGAUUGUCAGUGCGCGAGAUGUGUAUGGGAGACAGCAUCAGAAACGCCUUCUCGCUCGUGA